AUGCCUGGCCGGGUUUCCGCGCGCUCUCAGCGCUCCUCCGGCGCCGUCUCCCGCAAAUCCUCAACCGCGACGCUCAAAUCCCGCGCAUCCUCAGCGCGCACCUCCGCACACGCCGUCGAGAUCCCAGACGAGGGCCCCAUCACAUCCCUUCGAGAGCAGAUAUGCGCCGUCUUCGCCGAUGCGCAACGCACUACUGCUACCCAAAGGAAGCUGGUUGUUAGCCUGAGAAAGGUGCAGGAGGCAUGUUGCUACGAGCCUGUGAAGCCGAAGAAGCGACGAGAUGAGGAGAAUUUUGGGGAAGACGAGUUCAACGAGGAGGUGGGACGGUGUUUCCUGAGAGUUCUGGGCGUCAAGAAGAGCGAGCCGGUCGGCGACAGAAUUGUGCGCUUCCUGGGUCUGUUCCUGAAGGUUGCGAGCGAGAAAGACAACCAGAUCGCGUCGAGCGGCGACCCAGAGACAAAUUCCUUUCCCGAAACCCCCACCACGCGCCUCACCUCUAUAAUCAUCUCCCUCGUCCUCCCGCUUCUCGUAGCCAAAGACAAAGUCGUCCGCUUCCGCGCCACCCAAAUAAUCUCCCACAUCAUCAACACGCUCGACUCCAUUGACGACGAGCUCUUCCAGCUGAUCCGCCUCGGGCUGCUCAAGCGCCUCCGCGAUAAAGAACCCUCCGUCCGCGUACAAGCCGUUCUCGGGCUUGGCCGCCUAGCUGGUGAAGGCGACGAGGAGCAAGACGACGAAGACAGCGAUGACGAUACCGCGGGCGGUGUGUUGGAGAAGCUGGUCGAUGUCCUGCAGAACGAUCCCAGCGCUGAGGUUCGCAGGUCGCUGUUGCUGAAUCUGCCCUUCACGCCGGCGACGCUGCCGUACCUGCUCGAGAGAGCGAGGGAUCUGGAUGCAGGUACCAGAAGGGCACUGUACGCGAGGCUGCUGCCGGCUUUAGGGGAUUUCCGUCACCUGUCUCUUACCCACCGAGAGAAGCUGCUCCGCUGGGGCCUCCGAGACAGAGAUGAGAACGUCCGAAAAGCCACAGCCCGUCUGUUUCGCGAACGCUGGAUCGAGGACUGCGCCGGCCUCCAGCAACUGACCGAAGAAGGUGCCGCGCCCGCAACUGGCCAAGUUUCGAAACCCAGCUACGAAGCCCUGCUGGAACUCCUCGAAAGAGUCGACAUCGUCAACUCCGGCAUCGAGGGCGGCAUCGCGCUGGAAGCGAUGAAAGAGUUCUGGGACGGCCGGCCCGACUACAGGGAGUUCGUAACCUUCGAGGACCAGUUCUGGGACGAGCUUACGCCCGAGGCGGUCUUCGUGGCGCGCACAUUCAACGACUACUGCCGAGCAAAAGGCGAGCAGAAGCUGAUGGGUAUGCUUGAGGACAAGAUGCCUGAAGUGACGAAAUUCGCCUUCUUCCUGCAAGGCCAUCUCAAUCGCCUCAUGGAAGGCGUUCAGCAGGUCGCGCUGCAAGCGGAAGAGGAUGCGGCAGAGGCAGAGGAGGACACGGUGCAGCAGGAAUUCUGCGUCGAGCAGAUGCUGCAUAUCGCGCUCAGUCUAGACUACUCGGACGAAGUUGGCCGGCGGAAGAUGUUCUCCAUCAUGCGGGAGGCGCUUGCGCUUGCUGAGCUGCCGGAGGAGUGCACUAAGCUCGUCAUCGAGGUGCUGCGGACCGUGUGUGGCGCCAAUACCGCGGGUGAGAGGGAGUUCUGCGGGAUCGUGCUCGAGGCCGUAGCGGAGGUCCACGAUACCAUCAUGGGUGAGGAGCUCGCGCGGCCGGACGCAGCGUUGGAGGCAGACGAGAGUUUUCACUCCGCCACGUCGCAUCUGAGCAGCGAGACUACGCCGACGAAGGCUAAGAAAUCUGCAAGGCAAAAGGGCGGCGAAGAGGAGGUCGAUGAUGAAGAGAAGACGAUCCGUGAGAUUAUGGUCAACAUGAAAUGCCUCCACAUCGCGCAAUGCAUGCUGCAGAACGUGCAGUGCGACCUCGAAGAGAACAGCGACCUGGUCACCAUGCUGAACAACCUCGUCGUGCCGGCCGUUCGGUCACAAGAAGCGCCCAUCCGCGAGCGUGGACUUGUUUGUCUGGGGCUGUGCUGUCUACUGAGCAAGAACCUCGCCCAAGAAAACCUAACCCUCUUCCUCCACUGCUUCACCAAAGGCCACGAAGCCCUGCAAACAAUCUCCCUCCAAAUAAUAACCGACAUCCUAACCACGCACCCCGUCCUCCUGUCCCCUAUCCCCCCCUCCACCGAUCAAAGCACAGCAGAUGCAACCGAACUUCCGCAGCCCCAACCCAGCCCCCUUCUCCGCCCGCUGCAGAAAACCUUCCUCAAAUCCCUCAAAUCCCCCUCUCCAACCGUGCAAACAACCGGCACAGUCGCGCUAAGCAAGCUCCUCCUCUUGAACGUCUUCCGCGCCGCCGAAGGCGUAGACGAGUUGCUGCGGCACAUGACGAUCCUGUAUUUCACGCCCUCGACGCGUGCGAACCCAGGGAUGCAGCAGGCGCUGAGCUAUUUCCUGCCUGUGUACUGCCACAGCCGGGCUGCGAACGCGUUGAGGAUGGCGAGGGUGGCGGUGGGGGUUGUGCAUGCGCUGCUGGGGGUUGCUGAGGAGGCGGAAGAGGAGGACGAGGAGAUGGUUGGGUUGGGAGUUGUGGGGGGAUGUUUGGUUGAUUGGACGGAUGGGCGGAAGGUCAUGAACAGUGGAGGCGUUGUCGGGGCGGAGGGGGAGUGUGGGGAGGCGCAUCUGCUGCUUGCCGAGGAGUUGCUGGAGAAAGUCUGCAUGCCGGGAACAUUAAAAGAAGAAAAGAAAAUCUACUUCUCCGUGCUCUCCAAACUCCACAUCACCGCCCCCACCACCUCCGCCCCCGCCCCUCCCUCCGAGCGUCUCACAACCCUAACCGCGCUCCUCGACGAAGCCACAGAGGCAAAAGUCGCAAACGACGCCACAUCCCGCAACGCGCUCGCCCGGCUCAGGAACGCCGUCUGGAAGCUCACCGAGACCGGGUUCGGAGCCCAAGACGCCACGGUCGUCGGCAACGGCGAAGACAGAGCUCGAGGCAAGGACAAGGAAGAAGAGGCUGAGAAGGCCGAGAUGGAGGAGGUGGAGGACGGCAUGGCGGAGAUCACGAUGGCGGAUUUGGACGGGGAGGGGACUGUGAUGGGGGAGGAUGAUGGGGACGAUGAGGGGACGGUCGUGGGCAGGGGCGGUAGGGGUGGGGAAAGUAUUGUGGAUUGUUUGCUGGAGAGUGAGAUGGAUGUCGAGUGA
This is a messenger RNA of Coniosporium apollinis CBS 100218, 3255 nucleotides long. RefSeq lists its product as uncharacterized. The transcript is spliced from 4 exons. The coding region runs from base 1 to 3255 and encodes 1084 amino acids. Lineage: Eukaryota; Fungi; Ascomycota; Dothideomycetes. Gene Ontology annotation, cellular component: condensin complex; condensed chromosome. Gene Ontology annotation, biological process: mitotic chromosome condensation. The record is from RefSeq and is a predicted model, not a curated record.